Molecule: messenger RNA, 2984 nt
Organism: Plectropomus leopardus (leopard coralgrouper)
Lineage: Eukaryota; Metazoa; Chordata; Actinopteri; Perciformes; Serranidae
Product: transcription regulator protein BACH1-like
Biological process (GO): regulation of transcription by RNA polymerase II
Molecular function (GO): protein binding; DNA-binding transcription factor activity, RNA polymerase II-specific; RNA polymerase II cis-regulatory region sequence-specific DNA binding
Source: RefSeq, a predicted model, not a curated record
UGACAAGAGGACAGUCUGGCUCCGGAUGGCCAGAGACAUCUCCCAAAAUAUACCGAUGGCAGUGUUAUCAAACUGACAUGGCAGGGUGAGCUUGUAAGAACCAUGUCGCUCCAAGCUCCUCGCAUGUCAGUGUUCACCUUUCAGUCUGCAGUGCACAGCGCCCAUGUCCUCCAAUGUCUGAAUGACCAGAGGCAGCAGGAUGUCCUGUGUGAUGUGACUGUGGUGGUGGAAAACAGGAGUUUUCGGGCCCACUGCUCUGUCUUGGCUUCCUGCAGCGAUUACUUUAACAGCAGGGUUACUAAUAUCACCAGACAGAAUCCCAUCAUCACCUUACCUGAUGAGGUGACCAUUGAGGGGUUUGAACCUUUACUUCAAUUUGCCUACACAUCAAAGCUACCCUUCACCAAAGAAAACAUUCAUGCCAUUCACAGCAGUGCAGAGUUUUUAGGAUUUCAUAACCUGGAGUCAGCAUGCUUUGAUUUCCUCAUCCCAAAGUUUUCUGAAGGCAAAAGAACCUCACAGGAUGUCAGGCAUAGAACCUGUUGUAGGAGCCGGGAUCCCAGUGCCAGUCUUGGCCCAAGUAUAGAGAGCAGCAAGCCGAAAUCAUUUGAGUCACACAGCUCAGUGCCUUCAAGAGGUGAUGAACAAACAGAUUUCCCAUCACAGUGUUCUCAGCACGCACAGGGUCAGACAAGCAGCGGGGAAGAACACUUCUGUUUGGAGAAUUGCGGGCCACAAAUGGCCCCCUUAUCUCUGGAGUUAACAGCAAAUGGUGUGUGCCCCAUGUUGUCGUUGCCAUGCCCAGACUCUGACAAAGCAGAUCAUCCCUCUCAGUUCUGCGAAAGAGAUAUUUUAGAGAUAGGAGAUGUGUGUAAUCAAAGUGAGUUGAGUUUGGCAGACUGUGGCUUACCCUGUGAGCUCACAACCCCAGGGGAUGUGAAUCCACCAGAACUCCUUGAGCCAGCAGGAAGUGAUGUCAAGCAGACUGUCGAGACGCUUGGUGCUGAAACCGACUGUAACCCCGAUUCAUGUCCACUCAACACAUCAGGGACAGAAGAUUGCAGUGAGUUAUUAGAGCAGAGUGAGGCUGGCCUUGAAGAGAAAAUGGAAGGUGGUCUCUCAGACCCUGCACUAACUGCUCUAAGCCACGAAGAGGGAAUUGGGGAGAGGAGCAGCGUGGAGAGGGAGGUGGCUGAACAUCUGGCAAAAGGUUUUUGGUCUGACCUAUGUCCAUCUCAGGCUCAACCGCUCCCCUUGGAACCCAUGGACCAAAACAGUCUGGCAAAAGCAUCAGACUUUCAUUGGCUUAAGCAGCUGGACCUGAGCUCCAGUGUCGGAGACUGUCCCUUCCUCAGGGACUUUGGGACCAGUGAUGACCCAGCCCCACGCACUGACAGUCUUUCCCAGUCAGAGAAGAGCCCUUACAUGUCGUCCUCCCUCAACUCUGGGGACGACUCAGACCUGGAUACAGAUGGAGAUACUGAGGCCAACAACAAAAGAGCAGCAGAGAUUCAGCUCCCGUUCCCAGUGGAGCAGAUCUCAUUGUUGAGCCGGAGUGCCUUCCAGCAGCUUCUGAGACACCAUAACCUGACUCAAGACCAGCUGGAGUUUGUCCAUGAUGUCCGUCGACGAAGCAAAAACCGUGUGGCUGCACAGCGUUGCCGAAAGAGGAAACUAGAUAGCAUACAGCAGCUGGAAUGUGAAAUCAAAAAAUUAAAAAGUCAGAAGGAGCGGCUGAUGCAGGAGCGAACUGAACUGGAACAAAACCUGGAGGAGACACGGCAGAGUCUGUGUGAGUUAUGUAAGAGUGCUAGCAUUGAGUCUGGCUCUGAUCAGGACCACUUGCAGCUUCUUGCCAAGGUCUCUACACCUGACUCCUCUAUCUCCACAACUAGCCUUUUGGGUAAAGAUGACGAGUCCCAUAUCACUAUUGAAAUGGUAAGUUGUUCUUCAGAGUGUGGCCCAAGCAAGCCACCGGCAGGCUCAGAUCUAACUGCUGCACCAGAGGCUGGCAUACAGGCAGAGGAGGCAGGUUCUCCACAGAGCAGCCCCAUUCCCACUUCUCUUCUCAAUGUCUGUCUGGACAUGAACAACAGUUUAUAAUUGGAGUCAAUCUCAAUUAUCAUUUCUAAUCUUGCAGGACCACAGAGCAUGCAUCAGACUCUGAGUAUAUACUGUAAUCCCUUUUGGGAUGGAUGUGCAUUCCUGUGUAUUUCACUGACUGAUAUACAGUAGGUAUCUUAAAAUGACAUAAAGAAAUGUCAAAUUUUCUUCACUGUUUCUAAUAUGCAUUAUACUGUAGGAAACACAAAAUACAGUAUUCAUCAUUUUGAAAGUGCGGACAAUUUUCCAGCAAUUCUCAAAUGUUUCUAUUUCUUAAUAAGGAGGAUGUUUCUUAAUAUUAGGUUUGUUUUUCUCAGGGAAAUGCAUUACCUGACUGUUUGGAUGGCUAAAAUAAUUCUCGCUGCACACCCAACCCCACGCACAUAUACACAUAGUUAUGAAAAUAAGAUGUUUCUUUUAUUUUAGACUAAUUAGUCUAUCAUUAUAUUCCUAACACAGUCUUUGUUAUUCUUUAAUUAAAUAUGCACAGCACUAACAGAACUUUUUACAGUAGAUUACAAAGAAUUGUAACAGCUAACAUUAAAUCUCAAUAGUAUUAUUUGAAAGCCAGUCUACAGUUUGAAUAAAUAACUGUCAGCUUCCCUGAUAUUCGAGGAAGAGUUCCAGUGUGUGUCUGAAAGUGUUACAGAGGAACAUAAGAAACUAUGGUAUUUGAUUUAAAACGUGCCUUAUGCAGUAGUGUAGUGUUAAUACAGAAAGAUAAAGGCAAUCUUUGUAUUCUUCUCUCAAGCACUGUUGCACAUUAACCCAGAGCCCAUACUGAUGGCAUUCUCUUACAUUAAGGUCUGUCUUCAUGUGGAGUAUUUUUUAUUAAAUGCUUUCUUGCAUUACUGAUUUAAAUAAACAGCAUUUUGUUACCA